AUGGAAGGAGUGGGGGCUCGAUUCGGGCGGUCCUCCACCCGGUACGGACCAGCCACGGUGCUCACUGGGCCGGUCAGGAAAUGGAAGAAGAAAUGGGUCCACGUUUUCCCAUCUAACACUGGCAGCAGCAACAACAAUAAUCCCUCUCAAAAUAACAAUAAUAAUCACCACAGCACCAACGGUAUUUCUAACGGUAAUAACGGCUCUCAUCUCGUGCUUUUUAAAUGGACCCCUUUAUCACAAAGCCAAAACAACAACAGUAGCCCCAACGAUUCUUCCAAGGACGAUGACGUGGCGUCUCCCGAGGAGCCUCCGAGGCGGAAAUUUAAAGACAUCCUUCUGGGUUUUGGUUUGAUAAUGCUCCGUGUUUCUUCAAGGGAACUAUGA
Hibiscus syriacus is the source of this 387-nucleotide messenger RNA. RefSeq lists its product as uncharacterized. Bases 1 to 387 code for a protein of 128 amino acids. The transcript is spliced from 2 exons. The record is from RefSeq and is a predicted model, not a curated record. NCBI's taxonomy places the organism in Eukaryota, Viridiplantae, Streptophyta, Magnoliopsida, Malvales, Malvaceae.